CCUCGCAAUCCCCUCCGCUCCCCCGCCCCGCCACAAUUCCUCCCCAUCCUUCGCAAUUCUCGUGCCUCAUGUCUCUGUGCAGCUGCAAUUUGUCGACCUUCUGCGCUUGAAUCCUCGCACUACCGCCGCAGGCCACUAUGGCCCACUCUCUGCGCCAGUUUGGUGUGCUCGGGAGCUCCAGCCUUGCCUUGCCUGGCAGCAGCGGCAGUGAGAUUGCCGGGGAGAGAUUGAAAGCCCCGCGGGCGUCAGUGCACCUUGUGCCAACCCGGCGCGAAGCAUUGCAUUGUGUGGCUGAGUCGGUGGAGAGACAUGUGGAGCCUUUGCUGGUGAGGGCGGCUAGGCGGGAGAAAGUAGAGCGUGCCCCAGCAUGGAUGAUGAGGCAGGCGGGCCGGUACAUGGCUGUGUAUCGAAAGCUUGCGGAGAAGCAUCCCUCGUUUCGAGAGAGGUCUGAGAAUGUGGAUUUGAUAGUGGAGAUUUCCUUGCAGCCCUGGAAGGCGUUCCGACCUGAUGGAGUUAUAAUAUUUUCGGAUAUUCUGACACCUCUUCCGGCAAUUGGUAUCCCAUUUGAGAUUGACGAAGCGAAGGGGCCACUUCUUGAGACACCCAUUGUGUCUGAGGAGGGGUUGGAAGCUCUUCACCCCAUUGAUCUCGACAAGGUCAACUUUGUAGGGGAGUCCCUCAGCAUCUUGCGGGAAGAGGUGGGCGAUGGAGCAGCAGUGUUAGGGUUUGUAGGCUCACCAUGGACCUUGGCCACGUACAUUGUGGAAGGGAAGACCACCCGCACUUACACAAAGAUCAAGAGCAUGACACAUCAACAGCCAGAAUUGCUCAAGUCUAUUUUAUCCCAUUUGGCAAACGAGAUUGCUGAGUACGUUAUAUUCCAAGUCAAAGCUGGUGCACAAUGUAUACAGAUCUUUGACUCUUGGGGUGGGCAGCUUCCUCCUCACCAGUGGGAUCAGUGGUCGAAGCCCUAUAUUCAGCAGCUUGUGGCCAAGGUGAGAGACGCUUGCCCGGGGGUACCAUUGGUGAUGUACAUAAACGGGAACGGCGGCUUGCUCGAGAGGAUGGCUACAGUUGAUGUUGACGUUAUAGGACUUGAUUGGACUAUAGAUAUGGCAGACGGGCGAAGACGACUCGGGGACUCGAUAGCAGUGCAAGGCAAUGUGGACCCAGCUGUUCUCUUUGCCCCAUUACCUGCAAUUACUGAAGCGAUUGAAAGUGUGGUGAGCAAGGCGGGAACUAAUGGUCAUAUUCUUAACCUAGGUCACGGUGUCCUUGUGGGCACUCCUGAGGAAGGCGUGGCUCAUUUUUUUGACACUGCCCGUAGUCUCUCCUAUGAAUCUGCUGUACUUGCGACUUCAAGCUUGUCGUAGUGUUAGUGAGGUUAAGGCUGAGUGCAGUGGUGAUUGGAGCGAUGCGACUAGGUUAGUGCAAACUCAGGCCUAAACUCUACUAGUUGUUGAAUUUUCAUCUUCUUUGAGGAAUUACCUCCAUUAAUCACUAAAAAAUUAACCUUCACAAACACCUGUACAUAUAAUGUUAAUUAAUUCAAAGUUCUCAAAUCUUUAAACAAA
Messenger RNA from Physcomitrium patens, 1574 nucleotides. RefSeq names its product uroporphyrinogen decarboxylase 1, chloroplastic. Gene Ontology annotation, molecular function: uroporphyrinogen decarboxylase activity. The record is from RefSeq and is a predicted model, not a curated record. Gene Ontology annotation, biological process: porphyrin-containing compound biosynthetic process. NCBI's taxonomy places the organism in Eukaryota, Viridiplantae, Streptophyta, Bryopsida, Funariales, Funariaceae.